This is a messenger RNA of Schizosaccharomyces cryophilus OY26, 1794 nucleotides long. RefSeq names its product threonine ammonia-lyase. The record is from RefSeq and is a predicted model, not a curated record. Gene Ontology annotation, molecular function: threonine deaminase activity. Lineage: Eukaryota; Fungi; Ascomycota; Schizosaccharomycetes; Schizosaccharomycetales; Schizosaccharomycetaceae. Bases 1 to 1794 code for a protein of 597 amino acids. Gene Ontology annotation, biological process: L-threonine catabolic process. The transcript has a single exon.
AUGUAUGGUUCGCUACUUCGAACGGGUCGCUUGGCUCACAGAGCUCUCAAUACCCAAUCCUUAAGAAGUAUCAAAUUGCCUCGUGCAUCGUCAUUUUGGAGCUUACAAUGUAAACGAUGGAAUUCAAAGACUACUAAAAGUGCAGAAGAAAAUGACCCUGAUCUUCGUAUUCCAGGAAUCAUUGAGGAUAAUAUAUCACCGGUUAUUGCUGAAAAAGAAAGUUCCAAUGUCUCUUUUGACAUCCCUAAAGAUAUGCUCCUACCAGAUGGAAUGCCAGAUUAUUUGCGCCUUACAUUGACUUCUCACGUUUACGAUAUCAUUGAAGAAACACCUUUAACCAAAGGUGUCGUCAUUACUGAAAGUACAGGAGUUCCUGUUUAUCUGAAACGUGAAGACCUUACGCCCGUUUUCUCUUUCAAAGUCCGUGGCGCUCAUAACAAAAUGGCUUCUCUGGACUCGAAAUUGCUGGAGCGCGGUGUCAUUGCCUGUUCGGCCGGUAACCAUGCUCAGGGUGUCGCUUAUUCUGCCAGACGACUAGGUGUGAAGGCGACGAUUGUGAUGCCUCAAAAUACUCCUGACAUUAAAUGGAAAAACGUCAAAAGACUUGGUGCUAAUGUCUUAUUGCAUGGUGCUAAUUUUGAUAUUGCUAAGCAAGAAUGCAAUCGUCUAGCGCAGGAACAAAACCUUCGUAUCAUCCAUCCUUAUGAUGAUCCUUACGUUAUCGCUGGUCAAGGUACUGUUGGUUUAGAAAUCCUUCAUCAAUUGGACCUCCGCAAACUAGACGCUAUAUAUUGCGCUAUUGGUGGUGGUGGUCUUAUUGCCGGUAUUAGUGCUUAUGUGAAGCGAAUUGCUCCUCAUGUCAAGGUGAUUGGUGUCGAAACUUUUGAUGCUGAUGCGUUUUCACGCUCCGUACAAGAGAAAAAGCGCGUCACUUUGAAGGAUGUAGGUUUGUUUGCAGACGGUACUGCUGUCAAACUUGUUGGUCAAGAAACCUACCGGGUUGCUUCCAAAUAUGUCGAUGAUGUUGUUUUGGUCGACAAAGAUGAAAUUUGUGCUGCCAUCAAAGAUGUCUUUUUGGAUACACGUUCCGUCGUCGAACCAUCAGGUGCUAUGUCUGUUGCCGGUAUGAAACGUUAUUUGUCGAAGCACAAACCCGAAAAUCCGAAUUCUGCCUCUCAAGUUUGUAUCUUGUCAGGUGCCAACAUGGACUUUGAUCGUCUUCGUUUUGUUGCAGAACGGGCCGACCUUGGUUUGAAUAAGGAAGUGUUUUUAAGUGUGACUAUCCCUGAAUGCCCUGGAUCUUUUGAAAAACUCCACAGUAUUAUUACUCCUCGAAGCAUUACUGAAUUUUCUUACCGCUACGACAACUCUGAGUAUGCCAACAUUUACACCUCGUUUGUUGUCCAAGAUCGUGCGAAAGAACUUCCUCAUGUACUUCAAAAAAUUUCAGAGCACAACAUGAUUGCAGAAGACAUUAGUGACAACGAGCUUGCCAAGACUCAUGCUCGUUACCUUAUCGGGGGCAAAUCCGACGUUUUGAAUGAACGCUUGUAUCGUUUUGAAUUUCCUGAACGCCCGGGGGCUCUAAGCAAGUUUUUGAAAAGCUUAAAGGAAGUAUGCAGUAUAUCCUUGUUCCAUUACAGAAACUGUGGUGGUGAUACUGCAAAUGUGCUUGCUGGUUUGCGAGUCAAUGAAGGUCAAUUGGAGAACUUGAACGGUAUUUUAGAGACAAUGGGCUACGCUUGGGUUGAUGAAACCAACAAUCCUGUAUAUUUGCGCUAUUUAAGGAAAUAA